Molecule: messenger RNA, 1059 nt
Organism: Fusarium proliferatum ET1
Lineage: Eukaryota; Fungi; Ascomycota; Sordariomycetes; Hypocreales; Nectriaceae
Exons: 3
Coding region: 1-1059 (352 amino acids)
Biological process (GO): mRNA splicing, via spliceosome
Cellular component (GO): spliceosomal complex
Source: RefSeq, a predicted model, not a curated record
AUGGAAGUCCACUCCUCGGAACCGGCUACAGAGCCCGUCCGAUUCCGCACUGGCAAAAAACGAAAAGCCUAUCGCCAACGCGUCCAGCAAGAUGACGCCUCUGUCGCAGAAACAAUACAAUCGCAUCCCACUGCGUCUGCCUCAGAACCCAGUCAUGAACUCUCCCGAAACACUUCACCAGAUCGCGCCCAAGAUGAAGAAGAAUCUGUUGUUGCUGCACUCAAGUUGCGCAAUGCGCGAAGAGCCCGACUUGGAGGUGUCGCAUUUCGAAACACAAACCGACCAGACGACGAUAUGAACAACGAGCGUGCUCUCAUUCCACACGACGCAGAUGGUACUUCGAAUAACGAACCCAUCGUGAAAGGAGUUGCAGAUAGAUUUACUCACCAGACGGGCAGACUUACAGAUCUUAAUGACAAGCAUAUGAUGGAUUACAUAGAAUCCCGAUUAUAUAAUCGCGCGGGCGGAAAUACCUCACACAACACUUUAUCAGCGUCUACAUCAGACCCGGCUCGGCAACCUUCUGCAACAACAACAGCAACAACAACAACAAACCAUGAGAGUGGACGGGCAGUAAUGCAGGGCCAGUUGGUGGAGAUCAGUCUCGAAGACCACUCUGCUCGAGGUGAGAACCCUGUUCAGGCAGAUAGUGCUACAGAUGGCGGACCAAGAGCCAAGAAGCCUAGACUUAGAAAGGAUGGCACGCCAUGGCGUCCGCGAAACCGUCGAGAUAGUGACGCCCUCAAACGAGAUCAGAUCGUUGACGAGAUUCUCCAUGAAACAAGACUCGACUUAUACGAACCGACUCCAGGACAAGACAGCCACACUGCAGUUGCCGAUCAGGAUGGUGCCGCUGAUGCGCGGCUCGCCGAAGAGUUCCGGCAGCAAUUCCUUGAGGAUGUAGCAGAACGACAGCUUCGCAAAAAGAAGGCAACGAACCAAACAACGCGCCCCGGUACCGAGGAAGUACUCAAAGGCCCCAAACUCGGUGGCAGCCGUAACGCUAGAGCUCAGAUGAGAGAUCUUUUGUUGAAGAAAGAGAAGGAAGGAAAGAAAUAG